GUCUGCGGGGAGAAGAACCGCUUCGAGAAGCUGAUGGAGUAUUUCCGAAACGAGGACACCAACAUCGACUUCAUGGUGGCCUGCAUGCAGUUCAUCAACAUCGUGGUGCACUCGGUGGAGAACAUGAACUUCCGCGUCUUCCUGCAGUACGAGUUCACCCACCUGGGGCUGGACCACUACCUGGAGGCGAAAAAACUCACCGAGAGCGACAAGCUGCAGGUGCAGAUCCAAGCCUACCUGGACAACGUCUUCGACGUGGGGGCCAUGCUGGAGGACUCGGAGACCAAGACGGCCGUGCUGGAGCACAUGGAGGAGCUGCAGGAGCACGUCAGCCAGCUGACGGAGAAGCUGCAGGAUGCGGAGAACGACUCCAUGGCCAAGAUAGCGGAGCUGGAGAAGCAGCUGAGCCAGGCGCGGCGGGAGCUGGGGGUGAAGAAGCCGAUCCAGACCAAGUUUCGCAUGCCCGUCUUCAACUGGGUGGCACUGAAGCCGAGCCAGAUCGAUGGCACCGUCUUCAACGAGCUCAACGACGAGAAGGUGCUGCAGGAGCUGGACAUGAGUGACUUUGAGGAGCAGUUCAAGACCAAGGCGCAGGGCCCCGGCUUGGACAUCAGCGCCCUCAAGGUGAAGGCCACGCAGAAGACUCCCAGCAAGGUCACACUCAUGGAGUCCAACCGAGCCAAGAACCUGGCCAUCACCCUCCGCAAGGGCGGCCGCAGCGUCCAGGACAUCUGCACAGCCAUCGAGACGGUCGGCUGCGCGGCGUGCUGGCACAUGGGGACACUGGCACUGCCCGGGGACCACCCUCGGGGCUGGGGGGACACGGGGACCAGCUUCUCCCUGGACAGCGUGCUGCAGGACGUGCGGAGCCUGCAGCAGGGCAUGGAGCUGACCCGCAAGGAGUUCAUGCGGCAGGACGACAGCCUGGUGCUCAAGGACUUCCUCAAGGUCAACUUGGAGGUGAUGGAGAAGCUGCAGGCUGACAGCAAAACCGCCAAGGUGGCUCUGAAAACUGUUCCUUUCACGGCCCGGACGGGCAAGCGCUCGUCCCGGCUCUUCUGCGACGUGAGCUUCAACGAGGAGAGUCCUCUGUAG
Messenger RNA from Opisthocomus hoazin, 1095 nucleotides. NCBI's taxonomy places the organism in Eukaryota, Metazoa, Chordata, Aves, Opisthocomiformes, Opisthocomidae. The record is from RefSeq and is a predicted model, not a curated record.